Molecule: messenger RNA, 667 nt
Organism: Cajanus cajan (pigeon pea)
Lineage: Eukaryota; Viridiplantae; Streptophyta; Magnoliopsida; Fabales; Fabaceae
Biological process (GO): endoplasmic reticulum to Golgi vesicle-mediated transport
Cellular component (GO): COPII-coated ER to Golgi transport vesicle; endoplasmic reticulum membrane; Golgi membrane
Source: RefSeq, a predicted model, not a curated record
CUUAUACUCCUAGGCCCAUGUGACUAAGGUUCCUUGAAGAAACAGAAAAACGGUGCGUUUCAAUAGGUUGGGUUCUCCUUCGUCACACAUUGUUCAGAGAUUCAGCGUCAGCAUGAUCUGAUUGAAUUUCAUCUCCACCGUUCCGUUAUCAGGGAGAUGGGUCUGUGGACUUUACUUGAGGGGUUUCUGCUGCUUGCAAAUGCGCUUGCAAUAUUAAAUGAGGACCGCUUUCUUGCACCUAGAGGAUGGGGUUUCUCAGAUUUCUCAGGUGGAAGGACUAAGUCAUUCAAAGGCCAGCUUAUAGGUCUCAUUUAUGCAACUCAGUACCUCAGAGUUCCUCUCAUACUUCUCAAUUCCAUCUGCAUUAUUGUGAAGUUGGUGUCUGGAUGAUGCCUCACAAGAUGUCUAGUUCUUAAAAAUUGAACGUUCUCGAGUUUCUGUCAGAUGAUUUCACGAAGAUCUUUUAGAUAGCAGGUUUGCCAAAUUCUAUUGUAGAAAUAUCAAUUGAAGUAUUUCUCCUGUUUUUUGUGAUAUUUUUUAUUACCACAAAAUAGUGUUCUUUACAAUAGUAACAUACUUAUACUGAAAGAAAGAACAUUGUGGUUUUAAAUUCAGUGCUGUAUUCAAUUUAUUAAGUAUUCAUUAUCAUUUCUCUUUUUAUUUUUAA